CACUGACAAGAGAAAGGCUCCUCAGGACAGCAGCAGCCAUGAACAGCACGGAGGGUCCCGAUUUCUUCAUACCCAUGUCCAACGAGACGGGAGUGGUGCGGAGCCCCUACAAAUACCCACAGUACUACUUGGCUGAUCCCUGGGUGUUCUACAUGCUUUCAGGGUACAUGGUCUUUCUCACUGUCACCAGCUUCCCCAUCAACGCUCUCACUAUCCACAUUACCACUGAGCACCAGAAGCUGCGGACACCGCUCAAUUAUCUCUUACUGAACCUGGCCAUGGCCAACCUCUUCAUGGUGGUGGGUGGGUUUACCACCACCAUGCACACGGCCAUGCAUGGAUACUUCGUCUAUGGCCGUGCUGGCUGCAACACAGAAGCAUUCUUCGCCACCCUGAGUGGUCAGAUCUCACUCUGGUCACUGGUAGUCCUAGCUGUGGAGAGGUGGAUGGCGGUCUGCAAGCCCAUGAAGAAGUUUCGCUUCCGCCAGUUCCACGCCUGCCUUGGGGUUGGCUUCUCCUGGAUGAUGGCCUUCUCCUGCGCCACGCCACCUCUGCUGGAGUGGUCACGUUACAUCGCUGAAGGCUUGCAGUGCUCUUGCGGAAUUGACUACUACACCACGAACCCCGAGCUCAACAAUGAGUCCUUCAUCAUCUACGUGUUUGUUGUGCACAUCACCAUCCCACUGAGCAUCAUCAGCUUUUGCUAUACUCGUCUGCUCUGCACAAACAAGGCGGAAGAUGCUGAGUCCGAGCCUACCCAGAGGGCCGAGCACAAAGUCACCCGCAUGGUGUUCGUGAUGAUCAUGGCGUUCCUCAUGUGCUGGCUGCCCUAUGUAAGCAUGGUCUGGUACAUCUUUACGCAUCAAGGCAUCACUGUCAGCCCCCUCUUUGUGACCAUUCCAUCGUUUUUUGCCAAGAGCUCGACACUCUACAGUCCAAUCAUCUACAUAUGCAUGAACAAGCCAUUCCGGGACUGCUUGAUUCGCACCAUGUACAAUGAAGAGAACCCCUUUGAGGAGGAUGAGGAGGAGACCACCGCCAGCUCCUCCAAGACCGAGGCCUCCGCUGUGUCUCCUGAAUAAGCUUCACAUCAAGCUCUGAGGCAACCCUGGUCCUGGAGUUACAUUUUAAGUCCUGAUGCUACAUUUUAGGUUACCUUUACAUUACCAGGUUUAGGUGGCACAAAACCCGAUUUUUUUGCCCAAACGUGACUCAGACUUCAUGUUUUCAGGGCUGUGCAGACACGCAAAUCUGAUCUUUUCAAAUCGGACCUGAGCCACUUUCAUAUGUGGUCCUAGAUUGGAUACAUAUCCAGUACACCAGGACUAGGAUAAAAAACCACUGGGGUCAAAUUUUGAGGAAGAUGAUUUGAUGUAAGAAUUCUGUGUUACUUUAACACAUUUAAUACUACAUUCAACCAUUCAGCUUGCCUGCAUUCCACCACAGCUGCCUAAAACUGUACUACUUGGUUUGUUUCCUGCUCAUAAUAUAUGGAUCUACCUUGACAGGAGAGGAAAGAAAUGACCACAACCAUGCCCUGAUUUAAUUCCUGUUCUUCCAAUUCCACUUGGGAUUAAGCACGGAUGGAAGGUUACACAAAAAUUAAAUGUUUUACUGCAUUUUUACUGUUAUUGCAAAUUCAUUGUGAGGAAAAAUAGAGAAUAGCACUGACAGACAAUUUUUUCUGAUGUGAUUUUGUAAGAUAACUAAAACUGCAGAUUAAAACAAAAGUAGUGCAUAAGCAACAUCGCUGACUUUUCAAAAGUCACUGUACAGUAUGUUAUCUUGGGCCAUACUUGAGCACUCAAUAUGUUCCCAAGGUCAUCUUGGGUAAGGAGAUAAGGCUAAUCAGGGAAUCAGGGCUAUCAGAUCAGUGCAGGUGGAUCUGAAUAACAAUAACACAGGCUCAGACUGGCUGCAGUUAGAAUUAUUAGAUGGCAUGUAUUUCAGUGGGGUUCUGGAAAAACCAGUGCUUUUUAAAGGAUCCCCAACUAAACAAAAUUUUGCUAGUUUCCAUUUGUGGCUCAAGUUCAAUUAUAUUCAAUUAUACAUUUCAUUUGUAAUCUAUCAUGUUCUUAUUCCAAUUCACAGAGUCCUGUUACAGCACUUCUAAGGGAUGUUUGUUUGUCAGCAGUGUGCUGAGAGAAAAAAAAAAAAGCUUUUCUUAACUCCUGAAUGCAUUCCAAAAUUUAAGAUACAUCCUGGCUUUGAAAUGGAAAGCCAAUUAGAAGCGUUUCACACUCAACAGAUGAUUAAAUCAACACCAAGGAAAAAGCAUUUUCAUAUAGAUCAAGCAUACAAGAUGCAAUUGUGGAUAGCAAUAUGACAAUCAAAACAAAUGAAGGGAAAAAAUGGGGGUGGGGGGUGAGGGGUAUUUACAGAUUAUCCAGAAACAUUAAAACAUUAAGGCUAGAACCAUCUUAUUUAAUUUGCCAUUAAAUUUGCUUCAUGAUCAGUUAUUUAUUUGCCUAAAUGAUUCCAUUCCUGUGGUUAGGAAUGAGAGUUUCAUUUAUAUUCAUCAAACAAAAUUGAACCCUUGAGCAUUUUGGCGUUAUUACUUCCUUCUUAGUAACAAUAUUGGCCUGAAAUUCCUCUUAAAUUUUCAUAUGCAAAAAUUUUCGUGCCCCCUGGUCAAAUUCCAAUGAUUUUAAUAAGUAAAACAGGUACACAAACUCUACAGAGAACAGGCCUGCAUAUAGUAUUGCAAAAUUGGUGAACGCAAUAUAUUGGGGGGAAAAACCACAUAAAAAGUGGCCUGUGCAAAAGUUACAUUUUUGAUAUUAAAUUAGUUUUACGUCAUGUUUAACUCAGCAAACAGAAAAGAAGCAUUAAAAUUAGCACAAGUGGCAUAUUUGUAUUUGUUUCCUGUAAAGGCACUUUCAAAGAGAUGUGUUCAAACUCAGUCAGGAUGACUGCAUUGACAGUGAUUGCAAUACAAGAAUGCUGUUGCUAAAUGAAGUUAUUCCAGGUAAAAACCUAAUGCAAAUUUAAUUGAAAUUCCAGGCGCAAAAUCAAGGCCAUAUUACUUGAUGGAGCUAGUUAUUGUUAGAGGACAUGUGAUGGAUAUUUCUUGCCUAUAAUUUGUCAUGGAAACAAAUACCCAUAGAAAUAUUAAGGCAAAAUGAUGUUCAGGUUGCUAUAGCAGCCCUGAUGCCUCUGAUUCUCCUCCAGACUACAGAUUUCAUUGAGCCAAAGUCUCCAUUUACUCCGCACAUGCAUACAGAUAGAUAGAUAGAUAGAUAGAUAGAUAGAUAGAUAGAUAGAUAGAUAGAUGCUUUCUCUACUAACAUGAGACGUUAUGUACAAAAUGACUUUGAAAACCCAGAGGGCAAAGCUGCUUGCCUUCAUUCUGCUAUUUGCUGAAUGUAUGCUUGCAACAGCUUUGGCUAUUCACUAAGAACUGGGGUGUGAGGCAUGGUUGCAAUACAAGUGUUGGACUGAGAGACUCAGAAUAACUCAAGGUCUCUCGUGUUCUAUACAGUUCAAUACAGGUAUGGUAAUUAAACUAAAACUACAGUAACGGUUAAGCUGCAGUAUAUUCAAAGUCUGUUCCUUCCUGUACCUGGUUGCUUUUGUCUGCUCAGUCAAGCAAUCAGCACGUGGUCACUUGCUAUAAAUGCAUGGGGCCCUAACUGAAAUCAAAAUGCAUUCCACAUGAUUCAUUUGCUGUUCGGACUUGGUGGAAAAGCUCAGCUCAGGUGGAUGUGCGAGAAAAAAACAGCCCAGCCUGACCACCUGUCUAACCACAGACUGUGAUGUCAAGGUAGAAAAGGAUGCAAUACAGCAGGGGUGAUGGACAGGAGCUGGAGUUUGAGGUCGAACUCACGAAGAACGAGGAAAAAGUGGAAACUUCAAAAGAGAGGCUUUCUGGCCAGUACACAAUCCCCCCUCAAAUGUCAAUAAGAAAUUCCUCUUGAAGUCAUUUCUGUACUUCCAUCAUGUCCUAACUACUGGUUUCACCUACACCUACUGUUUGUGUAUAGUUACUGUACAUUUGAUUAGAUUUUGUACAUUAAUUUAAUGCUUUUACAGCACAUACAGUUCGUGCAGUUUUUAGGAAGUGACCUUGAUUUUGUAUUUGGAGAAAUUCAUCAUUUCAAUGAUCAACUAAUAAAAAUCAUUCCAUCACUUGGCCAUAA
Messenger RNA from Pygocentrus nattereri (red-bellied piranha), 4139 nucleotides. It is a transcript of the gene rhol, whose product is annotated as rhodopsin, like. The record is from RefSeq and is a predicted model, not a curated record. Gene Ontology annotation, biological process: G protein-coupled receptor signaling pathway; visual perception; phototransduction. Gene Ontology annotation, molecular function: G protein-coupled receptor activity. NCBI's taxonomy places the organism in Eukaryota, Metazoa, Chordata, Actinopteri, Characiformes, Serrasalmidae. Bases 39 to 1082 code for a protein of 347 amino acids. The transcript has a single exon. Gene Ontology annotation, cellular component: photoreceptor outer segment; membrane.